Messenger RNA from Pecten maximus, 5524 nucleotides. Its product is annotated as doublecortin domain-containing protein 1-like. Lineage: Eukaryota; Metazoa; Mollusca; Bivalvia; Pectinida; Pectinidae. Gene Ontology annotation, biological process: regulation of mitotic cytokinesis; intracellular signal transduction. Gene Ontology annotation, molecular function: microtubule binding. The record is from RefSeq and is a predicted model, not a curated record.
GGAGUAAAUAUUUCAAUAUGGAGGCCGACAGAUGCUUUAGGUCUGUAAUGUAAUGAUAAUAAACAGACUGUGGAUUUCUAGAUAACGUUUAGCUGGGAGUAGAAGGAUAAUUCUGCCCACAACACACUCGAUAGCGAUGCCUCACCGCCGGCAUGAGCACGGCGAUUCUGGGCGGCCACGACUGCCAGCCCAGACCACCUCCAACUUGAUGUACAGCAAGGCAAACACUGACAUGGUCAGCUAUGAGGACCUUCUUAUAGCCCAGUAUCUUGAGGAACUCCGAAAGGCAAAAGGAGAAAUGAAGAAAACCAAAGACGUUCCCUCGUCACCUUACGUCCAGAAGUUGCCUCACUCUGACUAUGGAUACUUGACAAAAAGGCGCCCAGCGUCAGCAACAUCUAGCAGUCGCCCACCAUCAGGACAUCAUUCUUACAAACCUAAGAUAGAUGCCAAAUUUAUCGCUGACCCUUCAAUGUGGGAUCCUGCUACGCCACGAUCGUCUGUUCACAGAAAAGGCCGUCCUGAAAGUGCCCCAGUCAGACAAAGAAGUGGACGAAGUCGACCAUUGUCUGGAACUUCCAAUAUUUCCUGGCUGUAUGGUCGUCGUGGAUACUCCGCCAUGAGACCAGCGUCUGCCUUUACUGGACGUCGUAUCAAAUCUCAGUACAAGAAACAACCGACCACCAUCAGAGUUACAGCAUUUAAAAAUGGCAGCCGAGAAAACUUUAUCAGAGUGGCGGCACCUACAGUUAAAAUUUUCCUGGAGAUGUGUACAGACAAACUGGGGCUUCCCUUUGCUGCUCGUCGUAUUUUUCUAGAAGAUGGCAUUGAAGUGACAGAUCCUCGGGAUAUUCCAGUGGAUGGCGAAGUUUUUGUGUCGACUGGCGAAAAUUACAAGGACCCUUACAAAAAUAUCAAAAGAAACAUGAUCAUCAGUCAAGGAGCAAAGUGGACAUUGUCCGGAGUCCUUAUCCCAGAGGAUGGUCAUAUCAGGACCAAGACGUCCAAGAUGUCCAAGCGGAUGAAGGCCCUAACAGAGAAACGACGGAUCAGAAUAAUUGUUUAUAGAAACGGCAUGUCUACGGAACCCGUGGAGGUGGUGGCUGACCUCACGAAACUGGACGAGUUCCUUGUGGCUUGUACUGGGAAACUUGACCUCAGGAGCCAUGCUAAGAUCGUGUACGACUGGGAAGGCAAUGAGAUCACACACCUGACGCAAACUCCUGUCCUUGACGACUGCCUGCAACCCGGGGGAACGGCCAUAUUGGGUCCUGUCUGGAUUUCCAUAGGCGAGUCAUUCAGUGCAACAGCGACUCUGCAUUACAUCCGUAGUAUCAAACAGGUUCUCACAGAUCGUCUAAAAGACGCAGAGCGAUAUAAGACCGAGAUAAACUACGCGAUGCAAGGACAGAAGGAAACCAUCUCCAUCACGGCCAUUUUAUCGAUGAGCGAAGAGGAACUCUACACCACUUAUGAGCUGGCAGAGAAAGAAAUAUCACAGCUGAAAAGCACGCUGUCCAGCCUCAAGUCUAAGAUCGCAGCCAUUGAGGAGGUCAAGAUCAAGGAGGAGACCGAAGGCGCUAACUAUCGUAUGAGCCACAUCCAGGAAUUCUCAUUUGACCACAAGCUGGUGGGAAGGAAAGGACUGCGACUCAAGGUCUAUGAGAAUGGAUUCUAUGGAGAAGGACAUCAGUUCUUUUUCAACAUUGCUGACGCCCUUAAAGGGACGGGUUCAGACAAGUCGGGCCGAGAACGACAAUUACAACGUCUCCUUGACGACCUGUCAAACAAUCGUGUCUUCAGCAACCCGGUCAAUCCCAAACUGACCCCAGUAGCUCGGCGUAUAUUUGACCAAUACGGUAAUGAAAUCAAGGACAUCUUAAAGCUUGAAUACGACCAGGAGAUCUGGGUAUCCUUUGGAGAACCUUUCAUAUCACCCUUCAUGUUCUGUCUCCAAGCGACCUUUGACCGGGCCAAAGGUUACGACCUCGGAGAUGCGAAUGGAGUUUCCAGGGAGGCUAACCUGGAAUCUCUGGAUAACUUUAAAAGCCACCAUGACUUUGACACCCACGUAGGCUUCCCUACUGAUAGUUAUGAGAAGGUCAAGGACCCCAUCGUGAUACAACACAUCAAGGACGACCUUAUUCCGAUGUCGGAACUGAGUCAGGCCGGUCACUACAUACAGGCCAAGAAAGACAAAGGCAUUGUUUUAUAUCCCGAGGCAGCCAUCACACAAAAGGUCAAGAAGGACAAGACUAUGUGGCCAAUGGAGGCUCAAGUCUGGGUCAUAUCCAAGCGCGGAUACAUCUACAGUAAGGGAAUGCCCAGUCUGUGUUUGGCUGUAUCAGACACGAGGGUCGAGUUCAACAUCUCCGAGAAGGAGGGUACAUCCUCUGGAUUUGUCAUCAACAUGCAAAAAGCUACGAGUGGCAACAUCUACCAACAGUGGAAGUUUAAUCCUGAUGCGACCAUCUCCAACCAGGCUCACCCUGAUCUGGUAAUCACGUACACCGGUCACAAGAUGGGGGACGAGGAGGCAUACACCGCUAUUGAGGGAGUGUCCCCAGGGGUUCGAGUCUAUCUUGUCCUCAUGGACAAACUUACCUCACGUAAAGAAGCUGGCUUUCAGAGAUUUGCACUGAAACAAGAGCGAUUUGACAACCUGGGCCAGUGGAAAUUUAACGAUGCCACUAAUCAGGAAUGGAACAAGCAAGCUUAUUCCUGGCCGGUCCGUGAGGACGGAGCUCUAAACGAGGAUUACGACUGGCCCAUGGAAGGAUACAUCAUACCUAAUGCACCUCCACUUCACAAGAGUUCCGGGAAAAACAACAACUUGUCUGGAAUGACUCCACUACGCCUGAUGUGUCUGAAAAAUGGAGAGCAGGACUUCCGUAAGGCCAUACCAGUUGUGGGACCAAACCUCACUAAUAUGGUCAAGGAUCUGCGAUCAGAGAAAGGAGAGAAAGGUCAACAGAAAAGUGGACAGGAGGCACAGCCGGAGGACGAAGAAGUGUCGCACGGGAAGGAGGAGUUAGAACUUGUUAUGUUCCUUGACCAUUGUACCAGUCUGCUGGACAUGCCGUUCGCCGCCCGGCGUCUGUUUGACCAGCACGGCAAUGAACACUUCAGCCUUGCUCGUCUGAAGCGUGAUGACAUUGUGUAUGUGUCGUGUGGAGAGGCUUGGUCUGACCCCAAACUGACCAAGGCUGAGCAGCAACGCCGCUUCCUCCUGUCUCAAUUGUCGCAGGACGUGGCCAAAAUCAGACAAUACUGCGCUCUCCGUAACCCUGAGAACUACGUAUUGGAAGUUGAGGGAAACCUGGUGCCCGGCAACCGUGUCAUUGUCAACCAACAAUGGCAGUCAGGGAUGGACGAACAAGACGAUGACGAUGAUAAGUUUGACACCAAGAGUCGAUCAUCCAAGGCAUCUAAAGCUCAGAGUAAAGCAUCAAAGACACGGUCAUCCAAGGCAGGGUCAGAGGUCGGCAGUCAUGUGACGGACGAUGAGCUCCGAACAUCUUUAGAAUUUGGUGGACUGAGUGCACAUGAGAUUGCCCAUGAAAGGUCAGAAAAACGUCUUAACCAACUCAAGUGGCCGUGGGAACGACUUGUCAAUGUUGACAACGGUAACCUUGACGACGACCCUGAAGCAAAUAAAUACACUGAUCGGGAGAUGUACGAACGUUACAAGCCAGCACCAACCCCCAAAAUAUCGAGGGAUACUCUCCAGAGAUUUGUGUUUGAGGACGGGUACAUUGCGUGUCAGUCGAACCGUAAUAUUGUGUUAGGAGUCCAGGAGAAGGAAGGUCGCAUCAGUCAGGUGACUGUUGUCAAGCGUCGCCCCGACGACAUCAACCAACGCUUCGUCAUGAGAGAAAACGGUGAAAUACGGUCAAAGCAUGGACAGAGGACUGUGUUAACCGUUUCACUUCCAGCCAAUGAGCCGUUCUCGGAGGAUGAGGAGGGUCGGACACUGACCUAUUCCGGAUGUGCUGUCACGAUUCAGCAACGUAAAACGAACAUGUACGGAAAAUCUCAUCAACGAUGGCACUAUGAUGCUGAGACUGGACACAUCCGCGCCUUCAAGACCGAUCGUUACGACAAAGAAAUAACUGCGGCUAACAAGGCCGACGUGUGUACCUACUCAAUAGCUCAGCAGACUGAGAUCGAUCAGCCGGGUUAUGUUGCUGAGGUACCCAUGGCAACCCCUACAGACCGUCAGCACAUCAAAGAAAUUCGUGUGUGUACAUCAUGUGCUCGUGCCAUGAGGGGGCGCUACAAACUACAGAAGAUUCGUGAGAACACUGAGUUCUCGUGCGCAAUGGGAGAAGCUAAGAAACUUAAACUACAGCAAAUUGGGAGUUUCCGUGUGUUGAAUGGAAAGGUGGAUCUGUCGGAACAUGAGGCAGAGUUGACCUUGGAAAACUGGGAGGAUACGCUAACAAAACUCCGAGAGGAAACCAGUGUCCGUACCAUCGCCAAGGAGAUCUCGGUCGCCAAGACGCCUAUUACUAUGAAAAUAAUGGCUUAUAAAAAUGGAGAGGGCCGAUUACAUCAGGGCCGGCUCAUUUGCGGCUCCAGUAUCGAGGGGAUCCUUGGACAAUGUACAUACAAACUGGCCAUGGCCAAUGCAGCACAGAAGAUCUUCACCGAGGAUGGUACGAUGGUGCUGGAAAUUGACGACCUAAAGGACUGGGCCAUCAACAACUACACCUCGCUAAUGGCCGACCAGCUGCAGCGGAUCAUGGCAGAUGGACAAGAGGGAAAAGGGGAAGAAGAAGAGAAUAAUGAGGAAGAAAAAGGAAAAACUUCACAGAACAGACAACCAGAGACUGUCAAGGAGGAGUCGGAGGAGGAUGAAGACGAAAUCAAAAUCAUUACUCUCCGAACCAAGAUACAGAGCGGUAUCAACUACACGUACACCAAACUCAGUGACCACAACUUCCAACUCGGAUCAGACAGACAUGUGGUGUUCGAGGUUCGCGCUUGUAAUGACGCUCACAUUGCCUUAAUGGAGGAAGAUUCGGAUGAAAAAGACAAAAAAAUGUACGAAGUUGUUAUUGGCACGAAUAACAAUGCCAAAUCGGCUAUCCGUAACAAGAAGGAAGGAGUGAACAGGUCAGAAUAUGAUGGAAGGAUUUUGGACGGAGGGUCAUUCAAGAAAUUCCUCAUCACCUGGGAAGAAGGUGUGAUAAGUCUGUAUAGAGAAAUGAACGAGGAAUGGCAGACAGUCAUGUCCUGGAAAGAUCCGUCGCCAUUUAAUAUCAAUUAUAUUGGUGUUUCAACCUCCAUCUUGGCAUCUGGUGUCUGGAAAAUCGAGUGUCCUGAUGUCCGAAAGGAGACAGCAGGAACGUGGAGAAGGCGAGGGCCAGGACAGUCCGAAUGACGGUGGUUUCUACACGGAAACGGCAGAAGGGGAUCAACAGGAGUCCGACAAAAUGAAUCGUGAACGGCAGAAACUGCUCAACCAAGUCACUGUGCCGUCAGAGGAUGUGAUUCUACGUUAUCCAAUUGAGGUCUGGGU